Messenger RNA from Camelina sativa (false flax), 444 nucleotides. NCBI's taxonomy places the organism in Eukaryota, Viridiplantae, Streptophyta, Magnoliopsida, Brassicales, Brassicaceae. The record is from RefSeq and is a predicted model, not a curated record.
AUGAAGGGUUCAGUUUGUGACGAGAUUGAUCUUGUAUUCGGGUUUACGAUUAGAUGUUUUCAAUUGAAGUCGGAAUCUUUUAGUUAUAGGGUAAGUGAGAAGAGUGCCAUAGAUGAAUUCAAGAAGCAGAAGAAGAUGAUAAAUUUAGUGUGGAGACCUAUCUCCACUCAAUCCUCUUCAAUUAUUACAGAAACUGGAAAUGAUGUCCGAGAAGAAGCUCAGUGUAACAAAUCAAGUGAUGUUUCUGAAGAAUUUAUUGAAGGAGGAAGGAGUGAGACAGCCUCGGUUGUAUAUGCUGGAAAGCAUUCAGUUUCUCUUGAGGUUGGGGCUUCUUUGAUUAAGUUCAUUAGAGGAAAAAGUAAGAUUUCUAGUCCCGACGUAUCAAGAGCAGCGUCGGACGUCAGCUUCGCUAUAUAUUCAAACAAAUGUGACAUAUUCAUUUAG